Saccharomyces paradoxus is the source of this 630-nucleotide messenger RNA. It is a transcript of the gene ASG7, whose product is annotated as Asg7p. NCBI's taxonomy places the organism in Eukaryota, Fungi, Ascomycota, Saccharomycetes, Saccharomycetales, Saccharomycetaceae. The record is from RefSeq and is a predicted model, not a curated record. The transcript has a single exon. Bases 1 to 630 code for a protein of 209 amino acids.
AUGACGACUUUAGUACCAAGCAGUAAGAAUAAGACAAGACAACUGGUCGCGCCCUUCGAGAACGAUGAGAAUCCUUGGAUGAAAAAAUACCAUUGUCAAUGUAAAUCAUGUAAAAUGAGUGUACCUGUCCAACCUUGGCUGCCAAGAUUUUUCGUUUUUGGCGUCUUGUGCCCCAUUUUCUGGUUGGUGAAUCUUUUAAGCUGGUGGUUCUUACAGUUUUGGCAACCGCAUGAACUGGAAUUCCAAGACUUGCAAGAAGACGAAUACCCAGGAUUUUAUGAAUAUGAAGUCAUAACAAAAAAGUCGGUCAUACCCAUAAAGGAAGAAGUUCUCCAAGAGAUCCGCGCCAUGCAGGAUUUCAGUGAUAGCAACAGCGAAGAGUAUUACGAUAGCAAAAACAGCAUGCCGUCCUCUUUUCUAAACGUGAACGCGGAACAAGUCGAAGACGAAGAGGACACCUUGAAGAAAUACCGUUACGCGUUUCUGAAGAAGGUAGCCCACGAUGUCCUAGAGUCGCACGAUUUAUUACGUAAGAGCUUCCGCGACUGGAAUCUACGGUCUUUGCUCGGUCUCCUUGUCGACUCCAUACUCAUAAUAUUUGUAGUUCUCCUGUGUAAGAAAACCCGUUAG